Messenger RNA from Microthlaspi erraticum, 1014 nucleotides. Lineage: Eukaryota; Viridiplantae; Streptophyta; Magnoliopsida; Brassicales; Brassicaceae. The record is from the annotation of a GenBank genome assembly.
AUGGCCGGCCUGGGCAACGAUAGCAUCCAACAAUCGCUGAGAAACGUAACACAGAAAGACGUCCCCAGGACACACCGUCCGUCGAUCGACACCAACGACAGCUGCCAACGAUCGCCGAGAAACUCCGGCGUAUCCGUAACCGACAACGCCGGACGCAGAGCAAAACAUCAGUCGAUUGACACCAACGAUAGCUACAAACGAUCGCCGAGAAACUCCGGCGGAUUCGUAAUCGACAAAGCCGGCCGCAGAAUAAAGCACAUUUCGAUUGACACCAACGACAGUAGCUCGAGCCGAUACUCCCUCGAAUCUCAGAAACCGAGGCCGCCUCCAGGAGAUUACCAUAUUAAAAUCCCCAGGGAACAGAUCUACCGCAUCCCUCCGCCGGAGAAUGCUCACCGUUACGAGUACCUUUUUCGCCAGAAACCCAAUCGAUCGAGUUUUCGCCGAUGUUGCUGCUCUUCCCUCGCCGCCUUAAUCGUCCUUCUCGUCAUAGCAGCGCUCGUCGUCGGGAUCCUCUUCCUCGUUUACCGGCCGCAUAAGCCAAGCUACUCGGUCAGUGGAGUCUCCUUCGCCGGAAUCAAUCUGACGUCAUCGUCUCCAAUGUCUCCGGUAAUCAAACUCAAGGUGCGCUCUAAGAACGUUAACGCUAAACUCGGUUUAAUCUACGGGAAUGGAACUUCGGCUGAGCUUUUCUACGACGGGAUCAAACUAGGAGGCGGCGAGUUCGCGGCGUUUAAGCAGCCGGCGGAAAAUGUAACGGUGACGGCGACGAAAUUAAGGGGAUCGAGAGUCCAGUUAACGAGCUCGUCGCGCAAGGAGUUAACGGAAUCGGAGAAGAAAGGGAAAGUGCCGUUUGACCUGAGAAUUAAAGCGCCGGUUAAGUUUAAGGCUGGCCUCGUCACGACGUGGACAGUGACCGUUACGGUGGAAUGCAAAAUAACACUGGACAAAUUAACGGCAUCGGCAACUGUGAUAACGGAAAACUGCGUCACGGAAGACAUAAGCUUGUUUUAA